UUAUUUUGCCACAAGGAUAACAUAAGUAUAACAUUACGGUGCAAAUAAUAUAAGUUUCUAAAUACAAUGUAGAAAUAUAUUUAAAAUAGACAAAUAUACAAAAUAAAACAAAACAUACCCUCACAAUAAUAAUAAUAAUAAUAAUAAUAAUAAUGAUAAUAAUAAGGAUAAUAACUGAGAAGGGACAGUCAAUGAGAGGUUUGAGGCACCCUAAAACCUUGACCACCUUCCCAUUCUAUCUUCCAACUUCAAUUCUCAGACGAAACUGGAGAGGUAGUCCUUUCACCAACACCAAAUUCACCCCUUCUCACCCACCUUUUCUAAAAUUUAGGAAAGAGUAUUACAUCUCUCAACAAAGACGUACAUUAAAAGAAAUGGAUUAGAAUUAUAAAAAUGUCCAUUAAACAUGACGGGUAAUAGUACAUAUGCUUUGCAACAGUUGCUGCAUGUUGGUUGCGUCUGCUGUUAGUUGCUGCUACCGAAUGGUAGCGAUUCUUUCGACAUUCACUGAGAGAAGUAUUGCUAAUCUUUAUCGAACAGCUUAGGAACUUGUAGAUCAAUGCCUAGCCUAAAAAAAAAGGUGUGGGGGAAAAUUGGACGUUUUAAUCUUUCGUUGUCUGUUUCUGUUGCGUUUUACCUUGCGCAGUAAACAGAAAUUGAAAGAAAAUAUGAUCAACUGCCAUAAGUGAAGGUGGCGUUAGCGUUAGUAGUGUGUUUGCGUUGUGUCACGCCUUUCAGGAGUGAGAGCGCUGUUGUGUUGUGUUGUUUUUCCCUCUCGUAUGUGUGUCGCAUGUGUAUCUCUGUGUAUGUGUGUGUAAGAGUGCUUGUGAGAGAACAAGAUGGCUUCAGACGUGGAAAAAGCGAACAGUGUGUUCGUUUCGGUUGCUCCCACUAGUAGUAGCACUGAAACAACUGUUCUAAGUCCAUCUAGCGACGCCUCUACAUCAAAAAGCUCAGAAGUUACGACAGUAACAAGCAGUAACAGUUUUACAAACAGCAUAGCUUCCAGCAGCACCACCACCACUAACAACACCGCCACGACUACCACCAAGUCUGGCCUUCGGAUGAAGGAAGGCGAGGCAGACGAAGACGACGACCACAACAACAUGUCCAACGAACGUAAAGGUUGGCUUAUGAAGAGAAGCCGAUUGUCACAUAAAUGGAAGAGAAAGUGGUUUCUAUUAAAAAAUGCCGAUCUCUUCUACGGUAAUGAUCCACAGAGCACAUCCAAAAGAAUUUCUCUGGUUAAUGCUGAAAUUUCUGAAAGCCACAUGGACAAAAAAAGUUAUGCUUUCCGAAUUAAACCGAGAAAUCAUCGCCGUGCCUUUUAUAUACAUGCUGAAAAUGAAUUAGAGCAGAACAAUUGGAUGCAAGCAAUCUGCUUUGCCAAGGCAGCCGGUCGACUUGGUGACAACUCUCAGGCAUGUGUUCUCCAAUGAUAAUGGCCUCUGUGUUUAUCUAGUUACUAUAAGGGAGGGUGGGGUGACAGAACAGACAGAAAGGUUCACAGUGGUACAAAGCAGUACACAUAUGUGACUAAGGUACUAAAAACAGUACCUCCGAAAUCAUCACCAUCAUCAUCAUCACCAUCAUCAUCAUAAACAUAUAGAAUAUUCCAAUGAUGAAAAGAAAAUGAACAUAUACAAUGUCAUAAUUCUGGAAAAAUCGAAAAUUUUGCAGAGGACAGAAUCCCUUUUCAAACUGACCAAGCAAUAAGGCAGCUUUAAGAUAGCUCUCAAAAUCAUGAAUUCAAAAUCGAUUUUGUUAAACUGGAAAAACAAAAAAAAAAGUUUUUAUUUUCAAAAGUUUUCUUUCAUUUAAAAAAAAGUUUCUUGUUUUCGAUACUUUUUAUUUUAUUAUUUUUUCAAAUCAGUUUUUUCCCCCUUUCUUUUAAAAUAGUGUUUAAAAUUUUAUUUAUCUUUUACUGCUCUUUUUUUUUUCAAAAUUUAUAUUUGUUUUUAUAUUUGUCCUGUUUAUAUUUUUUUAAAAAGGCUUAUGUUAAUUCCAGCCAUUUUUAAAUGUAUACAUUUCUUUAAUUUAUUCAACAAUGUAUGUAUGUGUGUAAUAUAUGUAAAAACACUCAAUCAUAAAUUCACACUUGUGUUUUCAAGUGUUCAGUUGCUAGAGAAUGGGUGUGUUGUGUAUACAUAGUUCAUAUGUACAUAUAUGUAUACACCUUAAGUAUGGUUGUGUGUGUGGUUGGCUAUGGAUACAUGUGGACACACUCAGCUAUUCUGCUCAUCUCUGUGACCCUAUUAUACAUGUUAAUUUCAACUUAUUUAUUUUAAAAGGCGCUGAAACAGCUAAAGUGAGGAGCAAAUGCACCUCGGACUGAUCUAAAACCUGAUACAUAAUACUGUUUAUAAGAUUACCUUUUCUAUGUUCUUUUCCCCUUUAUUUAUUCAUUUUUCUUUUUCCUUCUCUUUUUUCUUUUUUGCCAAAUUGAUUUUCUUCUCUUUAUUUUUUUGUUGCCAAAUUGAUCAUCCGGUAGUUUCUGUUUUGUUGUUUACUCCAUGUGAUUAUUUUCCCUUUGUUUUUUUUUUUCAUGGCUUUUUUACAACACCAAAUUGUUGUAUUGGUGAUGUAGUGAAAAAAAUUAAUAACAUAGAAUCCUGUCAGUUACCUGUAGAACCAUAAUAAUGGCCCUCUACACUAAUUUAUUCGUAAUAUACACAGUAGCAACAACAAAUGUUAGUUAUUUAAUACCAAGUAUACACACUUCCACUUACUUAUUUCAUCAUGCAAAUUUAAAAGUAUUAAAGUUGUGUGGAGGAAGGACAAUUGAGGGGUUUUUUUAAUAUUUUUUUUCUUCAUCGCUUAACUCCAAUUUGACUUUUCCUACAUGAAAUGGAAUGAACCUUCUUUGGCAAGAUACAGCUAGAAUAAAUUAUUAAAUGAAAAAUACAAGAGUAAAUCAGAAUAAAAGAAGUUUUUCAAGGAACUCA
Messenger RNA from Octopus sinensis (East Asian common octopus), 2945 nucleotides. Its product is annotated as pleckstrin homology domain-containing protein 1-like. The record is from RefSeq and is a predicted model, not a curated record. Bases 840 to 1439 code for a protein of 199 amino acids. Lineage: Eukaryota; Metazoa; Mollusca; Cephalopoda; Octopoda; Octopodidae. The transcript has 2 exons.